UGUCGCUGUGCUCCUGACUAUAAAGGUGGCCUGGCGUAAAAGUUAGUUCAAAAUCAACGUUGUUACAGUCAGGAACCUACCUAACCUAGGCUGGAAGAUUUGAGUGAGACUGCUACUUUAUGCACUUACGGUGCGGUAGGAUCAAUAUUGUCAGAUAAUGACGGAUUUACAACUGAAAUUUUUACAGGGCCUCCCAUCUUAGUUAUGUCUUAGUCUAGGCCAAAGACAAUGUUGAAUCUGAGAGUCGAUGACACUUAUGAAAUACCACAUGCGCGAAUGGGAAAAAAAAUCCAUUAGGCGCUCAUUAACAUUUUGUCUGGUUGUAUUUGACCUGAAUGACAACCUCGUUCUGCUAACAUUACUAGCUCCUCGGUUCCCUGAGAACGUUUUACUUCAUAGUGACAGCUUAGGGACGUCAUAUCUCUUUUACUAGGUAGGCAUCUUCCUCGUAGCCGUGCUCAUGAAUUGGCAUAUAAUAUGCGUGCUACGCUACUGUCAGUUAUAAGAAUACCGCUGAACUGCAACCCGUUAGCAACCGGUUUGAAUGAGAAAGGUGAAACUAUUGAGACAUAUUGACCAUAAUAACAAUCAUGCAGAAAGUUCACACAGCCUUUCUAUUACCGUUUCUAAUCAGCCAUGCAUGUGGGCAAAAUAUAAGCUUCAUUUCAGACCCCGGGGUCCUGGGGCCGCCGCUUGAGGUAGCUCAUGCUUAUUAUCAACAAUGGCCAACGGGGCUCGAUCCUAGGAAUGCCUAUAACGGCGUCAAUGAUGUCUUCACUGUUGGAGAGCUCACGUCGCUCACACAAGAGGUUGCCUAUCCAAACUUGGAGAUGAACCAACCUCCAGGAGGAGCGAUCAACUAUACUACCAUGCCGCCAACUGGUAAAAACUACCAACAAUACCUGAUCGGAGUCCAGUCAGUGGUUAUCGAUUCAUUAGACCGCUUAUGGAUCCUUGAUACUGGCCGUGUUUUGACUGCUGAUAACGUUCUAUUGCAGUCGGUCUAUGGGGGUCCAAAGCUUAUUGGGGUGAACCUUGAGAACAACACAGUGGUCAAAACCAUUGUAUUCCCACCUACCGUCGCCUACGGGGACAGCUAUCUGAAUGAUGUGCGUUUCGACCUUCGAUCUAACCUAUCGAACUCCUCAGGCGAGGGGUUUGCGUAUAUCACGGAUAGCAGCGCGGAGGGCCACAACGCGCUUAUCGUGGUAGAUCUCGGCUCAGGCGAGAGCUGGAGACACCUUGGGCUGAUAAGCGCUGUGAGGUCCGUGUCCCAGUUUCUGCCGUUUAUCUGGGGCCAACCACUUUACUACGCCCAGGCUAGAGAGCCUUAUUCGACAUUUUCGAUGGGAUCUGACGGCAUAGCCUUGUCUGCGGACGGUGAAAUGCUAUAUUGGUGUCCGAUCGCUUCCCGGUAUAUGUUCGCUGCCCCGACAGCGAGGCUCCGCGACCGAGGAGAGAGUAGCGAACUCCUAGCUCAGCAGUCAGUGGUGAACCUCGGAGAGAAAGGCCUGAGCGAUGGUCUCGAGACGGAUAGUAAUGGUAUGAUAUACGUUGGAAAUAACGAAGGAAAUGCGAUUAAUGUUUAUAACCCUAAUAAUGGGACGGUCUUGACUUUCGUACGAGACCCGAGGAUCAACUGGGUAGAUACGAUGUCGGUUGCGACAGAUGGGUAUUUAUAUUUCACUGUCAAUCAGCUCAACUUCGGCGGGUUCACGUAUCCCAAAACAGAUCGGAGAGUGCGUCCCUUUGCGCUUUUCAAGGUCAAGCUUCCUGAUGGUGGAUCCAAAGUGUCAUUGUUGACGCCGCAGAAACGAAGAGGCUUUUAAAAUUGUGAUGGUUUGUUUAGGGGUUUUGAAAGCUUUGACGGUGGUAUGAGCUUCUGUCUAAUAAACCCCUACUUCUUUAUUUUGUUCCCCUGAAUUUUUAAUAGUACUGGCAGGAGGUAUUGUACCUAGCUAGCUCUGAAUGCAGACCUGCAUGAAAGUUGAACCC
This is a messenger RNA of Daldinia caldariorum, 1995 nucleotides long. Its product is annotated as MRJP-domain-containing protein. Bases 591 to 1829 code for a protein of 412 amino acids. The record is from RefSeq and is a predicted model, not a curated record. The transcript has 5 exons. Lineage: Eukaryota; Fungi; Ascomycota; Sordariomycetes; Xylariales; Hypoxylaceae.